Messenger RNA from Rhipicephalus microplus (southern cattle tick), 8585 nucleotides. RefSeq lists its product as uncharacterized. Gene Ontology annotation, cellular component: PRC1 complex. Gene Ontology annotation, biological process: negative regulation of transcription by RNA polymerase II. The record is from RefSeq and is a predicted model, not a curated record. Gene Ontology annotation, molecular function: promoter-specific chromatin binding. Lineage: Eukaryota; Metazoa; Arthropoda; Arachnida; Ixodida; Ixodidae.
CCUGUGUAGUGGUUUUCGCGUAGCAAACAAACAUGGACGACCACGCUCGGCAGCCAGCGGAGUCUACGUCUAUUUAUCGGGUACACAGCGCGCUUCGCCGAGACUGAAACGUCCGCCCGAACGCACGACAAGGGACGUCCCAACGUCGCCGACGAAUGUGGCCCGGUUUCCGUGGCGGUCAGCGUCGCUUAGGCCUAGCAGCGGGGCGAAAUGGCCGCUGCUACGUUCACGCCGAAGUCGGACCGACGCAGUUUUCCGCUUUCAUGAGGGAGCGGUGGGCAUAGCGGAUGGCGGCUCCGCAGCAGGGCAGAGGCGCCCCGCCGGGGAGUGCGGGGGCCCGUCCCGAAGUGGUGGUCCUCAACCCCUGCCUCACCUGCAAACUCUGCAAGGGAUAUCUGGUGGACGCCAUGACACUCGUCAAGUGCCUGCACUCCUUUUGCAGGUCCUGCAUUCUGAAGCACCUUGAAACUGGCCACGCCUGUCCCGUCUGUGAUCUGCGGCUCUCCAAGAUCAACAUGGAGAGCCAUCUCGUAAAGGAUGACACCUUACAGAAUGUCGUAUACAAGGCUGUGCCAGGACUUUAUCAGAAGGAAAUGAAGCGGCGACGAGACUUCUAUGCUACCAAGGGCAGCAAGGCGGACCAAGCGUCGCUAAGUCCCGAACAAAAGGGUGAACUGGACAGCUCGAGCUCAGGUCGCAUCAUCUUCAGCCCUGACGAAGCGGUCAGCCUCUCCUUGGAAUACAAGCCCAUUGUUGACGUUAAGGCGGAGCCCGAGGCAUCUUCAGCCGGACCGAGCAGCCAAGCAUUUAAGGAACCCACAAAACGUUACCUCAAUUGCCCGGCCGCUGUGACGAUUGCCUUGCUUCAGAAGUUCCUCCGAAUGAAAUACAGCAUCAGCGCGAGAUACAAGGUGGACAUACUUUACAUGGACGAUGUUCUCUGGAGUCACUACAUGCUUAUGGACGUUGCCUACAUCUAUUCUUGGAAAAGGGACAUGCCGUUGCGGCUGUUCUACCGCGUGUUCGAGAGCCCGCCGAAGCCACCAGCGCCACUCGCAUCGACGGUUCGAGUUCCCACGUCGACCCCAAGUGUGGCGCAAAGUAAAGAUCAGCAGAGUAGUGGCGGCAUCUCGGCGUGCGUUGCUUCUGGCAUCCAUGCGCGUGGACCAACGUUGAGCAAGAGUGCGAACGUUACCCAGGAAAGCAGGGGUUGCAAGAAGGAAACCACCACGCCCAUUGUGCCUGCGAAACCUGUCGAAUGUGCAUCACCUGUCUCCCAGUUGGCCCCUUUGAAGCCUACCGACGAAGCGAGUGGCACGAGCAUCGCAGAUCCGAAAGUACAAAGCAAACUCGACUCCUCCCCACCUACGAGAACCACCAACCCUGCAUUCGUCACGGGCAUAAGUGUAGAGAGUAAACCAACAAAGACUGCGGCGACGACAGUGCCCAGCGUUGCCGCCGCGCAAAUGUGCAGUGUUCAGCGAAAAGUACCUGAUAUCCCUGAUGCGAGCAAACCUUGUACCUCCACAACAACGGUCCCGGCUUCUUUGACUACAAAAGGACCAAGCGAAGCCAGGGCUGUGAACACGGUUGCUGCUCCAGCGACUGCUUCACCUUCUUCAACCAAGAAACCCGAGACCGCGUCUGAGCCCAAGGAAUCGGCAGCCUCGAGCAAAGAGGCCAAUGUCCUUGCACCAUGCGAGCCCGUGGCAUGCCCAUUGGCGAAAGUACCUCCAAGCUCCAUGAAGAGUGUAGUGGUUGAGAGUGUAAACAGGGAGAAAGCAACACCACCUGUGGUCCCUGUAGCUCUAUCGGCACAUGAAGGCGCUGGCUGCAAACCAGCUCACGUUUGCGAGCCUACGUUGACAUUUAAAGUGAGCCCCGACAGUGGCUCGAGUGCCAGAACGGCAGGGUUUGUCAUGAAGUACCAGCCCAAGGUGGCAACUCCCACAUUGAAUGGCAUCGACAAAGGCAUUGCAGACGGUUUGUUGAAGAGUGCAAUACGUGCAGGUGAUGUUGUGUGCGACGAAGUGACGAAUAACGACAUUGUAGUUGAAGACGUAGAUGCUCGUUUGACGUGCAGUAGCUUGGCGAUAUCUCCACCAUCAUUAGUGGACAGUAGCGUUGAAGAGAAAAUGCCAGAGACAAAAGAGCUGCAGACAUGCAUCAGCCGUGCGGCACUGAAGGCAGAAGAGAAGAUGAACGCCAUGAAAGCGGCCGCCGCUUUGGUGAAAGAAGGUGGUCCAUCCGAGAAGGACGGUACAGAGGCAUCCUCCGGGGGACUUUCUAUCACAUUGAGGCCAAACAGGAUCUCUGUGAGAAGUCACAGUGACGACUCCGCAGACAAGCGUCCUCGUAAGACCAGUCAGGGCGACGUGUCACCAGUAGGUGAACCUCCCACUUCAAAACCCCCGUGCCGUUCAGUCACUCCACCGUUGCCCGUGAUCCCGUCAUACCUCACCCUGAGCAAGUCGCAUCCAUCGCUUUUCCACACAUCACCACGCAAGCGAGGCCGACCCAAGCUCGCCACUGUCAACAGCCUGAACGAAGAGAUAGAGCGGGCUCACAUGAUGGCCCGUGGUGAGAUGGCUGUAGCUGCUGAGAAGCCUGCGCAUCGCGUCGAGGCAACUGCUGAGAAGCCCAAGCCCGUGAUUCCGGUGAUCACGAGCCUCAAAAUCAAGCCCAUCCCUCCCCCACCUCCUCCGCAGCACCCCGAUGUGCUGUCAUCGCCAACUGCGCCGGACGUGUUAAAAGAUCUCCAGCUGCGACCGCGCUCCAAAAGCCAGGGAGAUGUGUCUGAAGGAAAGUCAUCGGACACUGAAGACUCCGUCGGGCGCCGGAAAAGCAAGCGGAAGCGUCCACCCGCAGAGCAACUUAAGACCAUGGUUAGUCAACUGAAGGAGCUGAGCAUGGAUAAGGUACAGGCGGUGACGCAGGAGCCUCUUCAGAGCCUUUCAGGCAAGGGCAUGCCCAAGCCCGAGCAGGGGCCGGAGAAGAUCACGCUGCGAGUGACUCGCGACGAGAAGUGCAUCCUGAAGGUGGAGAAGCAGCUGCGUCCCGCGGUAGUUUCGGAGACUCUCCACGACUCUGGCUUUUGCGAAGACGUUGUCGCAGACUCGCUCACUUCCUCUCCCGUUCCCCCCAAAUUGAAGAGCAUCCCCAUUACAGCAACCAGGUCUGCCCAGCAUACGGCGGUACGCGUUGUGUCUAGCACUACAACAAGCAAGAGCCUAGAACAAAUCAGUGCCACGCGGCACUUGCAGCUCGGGACGAAGAGGGACAUGCGCAAAAGCAAGAGAAAGUCCGUCGAAGACUGGGUUAAUGAGCAGAGCAAGUGGGUCCGGACACACGAAGCUGAAGCCGUUAAAGAGCAAGACAUUGUUUCACCUCACGCAAAGCCAGAUAGGAGUUGCAAGGACGCUCCUUCGGUUCCUCGUGUGUCGUCAGAGUCCAAGGAAGCAUCGGCCAAGGGACAGCGGAGGGGCCGCAAGCGGACGAAUCCCGUUAAGAUCACCAAGCCCGCGCCCGCGAUUGACACUCAACAGGACAAGCCCGCGAGUGGCCCCGCUCGUGUUUCUAGCUCCUCUGCUGAAGUUUCAGCCAUGUCUCAACCACUGCCGGCGGUCGAGAAGGAAUCCAGUGGGGAAGCAGGGCACAAGGUUAGCACUCACAGUCCGAGAAAUAGCGGUGGUAGCAGAAAUAAGCAGGAGCCACUACCAGAGCACCCAAAAAAGUCUCCAGAACUCGUCAUCCCACGCUACAUUCCUAAUGCGGCCACCAGCGUACCGCUCACGGUCACACAUGCUCGGAACAAGCGCCUGCGAGAGUCAAGGCAGGAGGCGUCGGCCGCGUCUUGUCUCGACCUCACAUCCUCCCCUUCAGGGAGGGGUGCGUCGACCGAGUCGCCCGAAAAGGAUUCUGAAAAGAGCAAGUUUUUCAAGGAAGCUCUCAAUCUUUCAAUGAAAGAAGCAGAGGUGCCCACUGCUUCCUGUAAGGACGCCAGUGCAACAAGCGUGCCACAGUCAAAGCAUCCCGAGGAGAUUGCAGGAGUCCCGUGUCGAGACGUCCAUGGUGCACUGGCAGCAACAGUAGACGACAGCAAAACGGUCACAAAAGCUCUCGAGCAGGCACCACCGAAUCACGGAGCUACAUCGCAGUUGAGCAUCAUUCACCAGGUUGUCGAGAAGAUUGCUUCUCGGAACUCUCGCAAGUUGCCAAAGAGUCAACAAGAAGUUGUCGACAAAAUUCCGGCAGCUACUAAGGAAGAGAAUCAAACCAACUGUGGUAGUGGAAAACAGUGCAUUCGGCAAGAAGACUCAUGCUCCUCCCGAAGCCCUUCUUCGGGCCAACCAGGAUCUUUCGGGGCCUGUCUGGGCAGCGACAAAUCUGUCAAACACAACACACUUACAUCAUCUCUGGGCACAGCUGUUGAAGCGAAAGCAGGUUCAAACACAGUUGCAGGUCCAAAAGAAAUGCAGCCGUCAGAGCAGUCUCCGAAGUCGAUGCAAGCCUGCAAUGACCCUUUGCAGACCAGUGCCGUCGGAUCGGAGAUUUUGCCCCGGAUAAACGAGACUGGUGUAUUUCGUCUUGAGUUCCCAGCCGCCGAACUUUCGGCCCCGUCUGAGUUGAGAAACUCUAAAGAGGAGUCUUCUGCCAUCACUCCGUCAAGCAACUCUGUGGAGCGUCAGAGUCGUGGCAGCUCAUCGCUUGUUGGGAAGGAAAUGUCUGAGAGCCUACGAAACAUUGUGCUUGUACAGGAAAGUAUGAUGGAGCUUCGACAGGGGUCAUCACGAUCAAGUUUGGACAGCUCGGUCGAGGCCCGGGCAAAGGAGCACCCUUCAGCAGCUGAGAAGUUGUCUUCAACAAACAGCUUUCCCCCAAAAGGGAAAAGCCCCACGCAAGAAAAUCGCUUGGCUCUGAACGUAAAGAAAGAGCUUUCAAGCAGCAGCAACAACACGUUCGCUCCAUCCAGCAUGCAUUCCAGGCCACAAUUUCCCAAUUCGCAGUUCCCAGUAAGUGACGUGAAGUCUGUGCGACAUAUCGGUCUCGUGGUACCUCCUGCGGCCACCUGUCUGAGCGAAGUCUUCACUGGGAGCUCCAAACCUUGCGUACGAUCAAAAUCUGCUGAACUUAUAGUGAAGUCACCACCAGAGAACCGAUUGUCACCUAUCUUUGGGAAUGUGCCCAUUCUGAAAAUUCCCGGCACGGUCGAACGAGAAAGCUUUGAUCCUUCAAAGUUGCAGAGUAGCAACGUAAGGAGCAUGCGAAGUCCGGUCAGGUCUCCGCUUGGAUUGGAAGUGAAAAGCCCAAGCCCGACUGGCCACACUAGUAUUGGCAGCUGCGCUGUGCAGGAUAAGCCAAGCCCUGUGAAAUCGCCCUUGGCAACAGACGUCAAAAUUGUCAAUCAUAUGGGCCACAUUCCAACAGAUAUGUGUGGCGUCUCUGCUGUGCAAUGCGCCCCAAGGCCUGUCAGGUCACCAGUGUCAAUGGAUGUAAGUACAACCAGCCACUGCAUUUCUGGUAGUUCUGUGAGGGCUACAGACACUAAGGUCUGCAAACUUCCGCAGGAGAGGGGCCUGUGGCGGCCCAUUGACAUCUGCACAUCGCAACAGCUAACGGAAGCCGCCCUUCAAAAGAUAGCAGCCAACAAGAGCAUCUCUAUAGGUCAAGUGAAGGACAGGAGGCUACAGGUGGCAUGUCGAAACCGGCCAGAUGUCGCGUUGGAUGUCGCGCAGGGGCCCCAGUCUCUGUCUGUCAGCAUUGUCACGAGCAAUGCGGGGUUGAAAGGUGGUUACAUUCACCAAGCGAAUGAGAUCACACGUGUCUCACAGCCACUCGAAGUGUUGAGCAUUCCCCGACAAUCGCACCUCAGCAAUCAUCAGCGGCCAGAUUUCCUUGUCAAAGAAGCACUGCCUAUGCCACACUGCCUCGAUGUGACUAACAGCAAGUUCCAUGGCUGCAGCACUUUGUUAUUACGCGCACAUCCUGAAUUGUCCGUAACUUCGCGGAGCGACAUUAAAAGUGGAAUUCACAUCCCCGCUUCUCUGAGCGUCUACACGAGUGUGCAGCAGAACAGCAACUUAUCACCUCCCCCAUGCAAGUCAACGACCCUGCCAGGGAAGGAGCGGCUGUCACCACGGUUGAGCGCGGAGUUGGAGCAACCUUGCCUUUCCCCAAGACCUUCGGACAGGGUGUCAGUGCGCACUUCAGCCAGGGAAAUCUGCCAACCGGAAGGAAUCAGCUCCUCUAACGAAGUGCUGGCCGCGAAGUGCGGUAUCCGCAAGGGAUCUGGUAUGCCGAGCCCUAGAGCCAGCGAGAACAUGUACAGGACAACAGUGGCUGAGAUCGACCUCUUCACGACGCUCAGCAUCAUUGAGACCAUGAAGGGGAGGGCAACGGUGCAUGACAUCAUUGACGAGUACAUCACCAACAUAGGCAGCUUCUUUUGCAUAAUGGAGUCGCUCCCCAAGGAGGACAAGCACGUCGCAGAAGUCAUGUGUUCCAAGAAGGAGAAGGCUCUUCUGAAGGUCACAGCGCUGCUCAAAAAGGUCACCAACAAGCUGUCCUCAGGCCAGCUGUCGCGUGCGCUAGCUGUCGAGGCAUUGGUGCAAAGGUUCUUGGAGCGGUGUGGCCGUGAUCACGGUAGCACCUUGGCUGCGGCAUCGACAUCAGGGGAAGAAGUCACGUCGUCAGUGUCGGGAACCUCGUGUGUGGUCUCUGCAUUGUGUGAGCAGAAUGUUGAGGACACGAAGACUGACCCAACCCCGGUUGUCAUACCGGGUUUUGAAUUUGCUGUCGUACCCAUCCUAGAUGUGCAUUUAAGAAACGCAGAAUUGAAAAGGAAAGCUUUGAAACGCCUGCGGUAUGGUUUGAGGCUUCGCGACCUAGUGGAGUUGAAGAGAAAGUGCGCGUCAUCGAUGAUUCUGCCUAGUGAAGUGCAAGUCUGCAGAAGGUUUGCACCUAGGAGGUCUGGAGGCUGGUUUUCCCAUCGGUCAGCACUCAGGCAAGUUAAAAAGAGCAGUUUCGUGCCGCAGCCUGCUGCCUCUGUUCACCUGCUAACCAAGAGCCUGGCCAGGCUUCUUUCUGUGGCAAGUUUUGGGCUUCCUCAAAGCACUGUGAUUGCACGAGAACUUUCUUCAUCGUUGACUGGACUUUCACCCAAUCUAGUCAACUGCAACGUUCCCCGGAACGGACAGUGUUGUCCUCUCGGGUUGAUGCAGCCUGUGAUGACACCUGCCAAGGCUACGUCGUCGGCGCUGCAAGCCUACCGAGAGCCUGGCUCAGCCCGCAACGUUGAGAACAUACUGUCCGCGUUAUCUUUGUUCUUGUCUGGCCAGGUGGACGGCGCCACGUCGCAUGUUCCCCAAGUGGUCUCGCAUUUCGCUGAUGAUGGCUCUGUCAUCAUCCCUUACACUCGUCGGCGUAGGUUGAGCGACGGGCUGCACCCAUCACGCAACAUGCUGCUUGUCGAAGCCACCUCCGAUAGUUCACUAGUCAUCUCAUCACCGAAGUCAAAUAGCAAGCUUGUGAUUGGACCGGAUUUCGACAGGCAGAUGCUGUCGAGGCUGCUCGACGGACUGAAGUUCAGGAUACCAAAGACUCAAGACGCUGCCAAUUCCUGGUUGAGCAGUGUCAUGCGUGGGGAAUCUGGCCAGGGCAGCGGACGAAUGCUGACGAACCAUGUCGACACACCUGACCAAGGAUGGCUUGCAACAAAGGCCAUCUCAUCGGUCAAGCUAGAGCUGACAGCCCAAGUGAAGCAGUUAAUCAGGCCAGUGCUGUUAGCCAAGCGAGAGCUGUUGGUCAAGCCUAAGGUUCCGUUGUCGAGAAGGCUUCUGCAGAAGCGAGGAGCGCCAGCCACUGGCGCCUGUGAGGUGUCGCCUGUACAGAAGAGAAGGCGGUCAGCCGGUGCCCUUGUGCCCGGUGUCGUCGUGGAGGUGGGCUCCGCGACUGCGCAUCGGCAACGCCUUGUUAAUGCGCACCUGAUGAGAAAAGACAUGGGGGAAGUUGUUCCUAAGGACUGCGUAGUCGUGCUGCAGAGGUUAGAGCUGCGGAACAUUGAGGAGAAGAUUCUUAAGAAGAGGCACGAUAGUGGUGGCGCUCGACCCAAGAAGAAACCAAAGUUGUCUCUGCUUCGAAAAGCUCCGUCAUGUGUCGAGAGGUAGUCGAAAGCUGCUGCUGAGCAACCCUGAAAGAUGUGUUCUAUUGUUGUUUCUUUUCUUCAACCCCCCUUCCCCCUCCACUUCCUUCCCACAACACGAUAUCCACGCCCCUUGUGAUUUGUUUGCCUGUAUUGUAAAGAGAAGCGUCUUUCUCCUCCAUGCACCUGUUUUUUCGCAAGUGCAGUUUUCUCUUUUUCUCGGCAAUUUGUUCUAUCCCAGUGAAAGAGGCAUUGGACGUUGUUUAGCCGUAUAGCACGCACACACACACACACACAAACUUCGGAUUUGUAGCUUAUUUAUGCAAGGAACUGUUUUAUUUUUUCUUUGUUGUAAACAUGUAAUAUAAUUGUUUCCUUCGUGGCAAGGAGACAAUGUAAAUAGUGUACGAUAAUAAAUUUUUGUAUAAUUUAAGCAACUUAACAC